Molecule: messenger RNA, 1212 nt
Organism: Uranotaenia lowii
Lineage: Eukaryota; Metazoa; Arthropoda; Insecta; Diptera; Culicidae
Exons: 4
Coding region: 1-1212 (403 amino acids)
Source: RefSeq, a predicted model, not a curated record
AUGAAUGAGACAAUCUGCACGGAUAUAAGCGACCACAACAUGAUUGUUACCACGCUUUCGAGCAGUACCAACAAAGAUGUCCAAUUCUUAAGUAAGAGCAUCGUCAACCACCACCAACUAAACGCAGAAUUCGCAGAAGCGUUGCAGAACAUUCCGUCGACAACAUGCGCUAACGAAAAGAUCAAACUCAUAGCCGACAAAUACAACAAGAUCCGAAAUCGUGCCACAAAAACAAUAACAAUAAGAGCAAAGCAAACAGCAUCGCCAAAGCAAUCCUGGAAAUUCUUGAACGAAGCCCUCGGCCGCAAGUCCAAAUCGCAUGAUAAUAUUACGCUCAAGAUUGGAAAUGAAGUUCAGGUGGAUCCAGCACAAGUUUCAAACAGCAUCAACGACUACUUCUGCAAUAUUGGUCCCCAAUUGGCUGCUAACAUCGCAAGCAAUCGAGACAUUCAACAGUACAAUUCACUUCGUUCGCAACCAUCGCCUUCCUUGUUUUUGAGACCGGCAACCGUCUCAGAGGUACUGUUAGAAAUCAGCAACUUAGAUUCCAACAAAUCUCCUGGUGCUGACAAUAUUACCGUGGACACACUAAAAACACAUCACUUGGCGCUCUCCGAUAUCCUGACAGAUAUCUUUAAUGAAAUAGUCGGAACCGGAGUUUAUCCCGACGCAUUGAAACUAGCCCGAGUAACUCCUAUUUUCAAGUCCGGAGACAGCUCAGACGUUUCAAACUACCGUCCAAUCUCAACGCUCUCAGUAUUGAACAAAAUCCUGGAAAAACUUCUCGUCACCAGGAUAAGUGAGUACUUAUCGAGAUACGACCUAAGCCCGCGCCAGUAUGGAUUCCGAAAAGGAUGCAGUACAUUAACAGCAACUACUGAACUCCUGGAAGAUAUAUAUGACGACCUGGACAAUCGUAACUACGCCGGUGCCCUGUUUUUGGACCUAAGGAAAGCAUUCGACACAAUAGACUACGCCUUGCUGUUGCAAAAAUUGGAUUGGUAUGGCAUACGAGGUCAGCCUCAUCGGUUAAUUGAGAGCUACAUAACAGAUCGACAACAAUUCGUGUCUCUGAAAGCAAAGAUAACAUUCUUUCUACCAACAUUAACACCACCUGCUGACGGAAAAGGUCAUCAUUUCUCACAAAUUGUGUUUAGUGAUCGUAGCGUGCAGAUCAUGAUGCACUCUGAUAUGUUUUCAAUCAAUAAAUAA